AUCAUCAUCAUCAUCAUCAAGAAAAAUGAUUUCGGCCAUAAUAAUAAUUCUAUUAUCAUCAUUAAUCGAUAUGAAUAUUGGUCAACAUAUGUCAUCAUCAUCAUCAUCAUCACAUUAUCAUCAUCAUUUAAAUUAUCGUCGUCAAAUGAAUAUGAUGCGUACAUUGGCACAAAAAGCAUAUGAACAUGGUAUACGUAUCAAUGAAGAGGCACAAUGUUCCAAACCACGUGCAGAAUUAAUCUAUUUGAAUGAUAGUAAAAAAAUUUAUUUACCACGUGCAACAUUAUUAUAUCGUUGUUCAGAUCUUACCGGUUGUUGUCCACAUGCAACACAUUCAUGUGAACCAUCACGUGUGGAAAAAGUGACACUAUAUUUUUUCGUUAUUGGUGUACCACAAUCAUCAUCAUCAACAAUGAUGAUACGUCGUAAUCAGAAUAUUGAACAAUUAACAUUUAUUAAUCAUACAGAAUGUGCUUGUAAACCAAUUGAUACAAUGUGGUCAUUGGAGAAAUUGAAUACAGCGGUUGAUGUAACAAUGAAUGGUCAAAAUGAUUCCAUACAACAACAACAACAACAACAACAGAUUCGAAAUAUACGUGAACAAUCAACAGCUGUAAUACAUGCACGUAAUAGUGGUAAUGAUAAUCAUCAUCAUCAUCAUCAACAUCAUUCAAUGUAUCAGGAAACGGAAAACGUUCUUAAAUAUUGGGCCAAAAUUAUGGGCUAUAAUGCAGAUAAUAAUAAGAAAUCAACAUAUCAUCAUCAUCAUAAUAAUAAUAAUCCACAUUAUCAUCAUCAUCAUCAUCAAUAUGAAUAUUCAAAAAAACGUAACAAUAAACGAAAUACAACGAAAAAGAUCAUGCCAUCUUCUGGCCGUAGUUCGAACUAUUCGCCUAAUAAUAAUAAUCGAAUAUCACCAACAUUAGCAUCAACAAAAGUAACAUUCAAAACUCCUGAUGUACAAUAUACAUAUUCGACGAUUCAUGAAUCAUCAUCAUCAUCAUCAUUGAAAAAUCGAAUAGCUGAUUCAACAUCAUCAUCAUCAUCAUUUUAUGAUCAACAACAACAAAAUCCUAUGGAUAAUAAUCUGAUCAACGCUAUAAUUACGCAAACAAUUCCAUCAAUAGAUGUAUCGGCAUCUGAUCAUGAUCAUGUUACAUAUUAUAUUGCCAGCAAUAAUCAACAACAACAACAACAACAAUUAAAUAAUGUUCAUAAUAAUGAUAAAAUCAUCUACACAUUGGAUGAUUAUUAUUGAUAAAAAACAAAAAUUUUCUUUUCAAAUUCAUGGUAAUGGUUAACACUGAAUGGGGCAUAUUAAUAUGUUUAAUGGGUUUAAAACCUAAAUUUCCGGUCAAUUUUUUUCAAAUAAAAUCAUUUUGUUUAUAU
Dermatophagoides farinae (American house dust mite) is the source of this 1389-nucleotide messenger RNA. RefSeq lists its product as uncharacterized. Gene Ontology annotation, biological process: hemocyte migration. Lineage: Eukaryota; Metazoa; Arthropoda; Arachnida; Sarcoptiformes; Pyroglyphidae. Gene Ontology annotation, molecular function: growth factor activity. The record is from RefSeq and is a predicted model, not a curated record. Gene Ontology annotation, cellular component: membrane.